This is a messenger RNA of Rhodotorula graminis WP1, 1053 nucleotides long. RefSeq lists its product as uncharacterized. Bases 1 to 1053 code for a protein of 350 amino acids. The transcript has 7 exons. Gene Ontology annotation, biological process: D-ribose metabolic process. Gene Ontology annotation, molecular function: ribokinase activity. The record is from RefSeq and is a predicted model, not a curated record. NCBI's taxonomy places the organism in Eukaryota, Fungi, Basidiomycota, Microbotryomycetes, Sporidiobolales, Sporidiobolaceae.
AUGGCAGAGCCUCUCCCUCGCCGAGCGCGACUCCUCGUCCGCGGCUCGAUCAACGUUGACGAGUUCUUCGUGGUCGACCACAUCGUGCGAUCCGGCGAGACGAUCGCUUCGACCGACUACUCGCGACGAGCAGGAGGCAAAGGCGCCAACCAGGCCGCCGGCGCCACGGUCGAUUUUGCGGGCGUGAUUGGGCACGACGGCGAGUGGCUGAAGGAGACGCUCGAGGGUUACGGCGUCGGGCUUUCGCUCCUUGAGACGGAUCAGGAGGUCCCGACAGGUCGCGCCGUCAUCCAGCUCUCGUCCUCGACGGCCGACAACAGCAUCGUCCUCCUCCCCGGCGCCAACUUCUCCGGCUCGGCCUCGCCGCACCCUCGCCUCCCGUCGUCCGCCCUCUCCUCGUACACGCACCUCCUCCUCCAAAACGAGAUCCCGCUCGCCGAGACCAAGCGCACCCUGCACGAGGCGCACGCUGCCGGCCUCGUCACGCUGUUCAACCCGAGCCCGAUGCUCUCGCGCGCCGACCUCGCCGCGUUCGAGUGGCCUGCGCUCGACUGGCUCGUCAUCAAUGCGGGCGAAGCCGAGGACCUGCUCGUCGCGCUCGCGUCGGACGAGACCGCCGCGACGGCGCGAGCGGGAGGACCCGACGCGCUCCUCGCGGCGCUGAGGGAGACGAGCUUGCGCUCGUUGGCGGGCAUCAUCAUGACGCGCGGUGGAGAUGGCGUCUUGGUCGACUUGAGAGGAGGGACGAGGCUGCGGCUCGGGCCGGGCAAGGUCGUCGGCGAGGUCAAGGACACGACGGGCGCCGGGGAUUGCUUCACCGGAUACUUUGCGACCCUCCUUGCGGCGCUUCCGCAGACGUCCGCGUCGUUGCCGAACCUCGUCGAGCGCUGCCUGGUCGUCGCGAGCCUGGCCGCCGCCAUGUGCGUCGAGAAGCCGGGAGCGAUGGAGAGCGUGCCGACGCUCGCCGAGGUCGUCGAGCGACUGGGUGAGGAGCGCGGCGACGACGUCGAGGAGGUGGUCGCCAUGGUCGAGGCGGCGAGGGCAAACGAGUAG